AUGUGGUUGGCCGUCGAUCAAAGCUUUCCUUCCUUCGAGGCGCUCCAAGCUGCUUGGUUUGCACACAACCAGGUUCUCCAGAAACAGUACAAAAUUUUGGAAAAGAAGUUGACCAAGUGUUUUAGGGUCAACUGUAUUUCGGCCCCGUCCAAGGGUUGGAAAGGGACUCAAUCCAUCUGCCAGUGUCACCUUAGUGCGACCCCAAUCAAAGGAGAUGAUGGCUUUCUUACCGGAGUUUGGAAAAUCAAAUCUUUCAAUGGCGUCCACACGUGCACGGAAGCCGAUUCGAAACGAAAACGCAAUUACAAGUCCUCCGUUCUGAAGAGUGUCUCUGCCCCCUUAACUGGGCUGGUACUGAACCAAACAACUGUCACGAUGGCUCCCAAUCAAGUCUUUCCUUCAUUUAAUGCUCUCCAAAGUGCUUGGUUUGCACACAACCAGGUACUGCAGAAGCAGUAUAAAAUCUUGGAAAAAAAACUAGCCAAGUGCUUUCGUGUCAACUGUGUUUCGGCCCCGUCGUCAAGGUGGAAAGGAAAACCAUCCGUUUGCCAGUGCCAUCUCAGUGCGAGGCCUAUCAAAGGCGACGGUGGUGUCCUUACGGGACAGUGGCUAGUGAGGUCCUUCAAUGGUAUACAUACAUGCUCUGAUGAAUCGAAGCGAAAGCGGAAUUAUAAAACGUCCGUUUUGGAAAGCGUCUCGUUCUUUCACAAGGGCGAAACGAUCCUUCCCAAAAAGAAACGCAAAGUCAAGGGUUCGGGGGAGAACACUAACAGCAAAGCAUAA
Messenger RNA from Phaeodactylum tricornutum CCAP 1055/1, 783 nucleotides. RefSeq lists its product with no specific name. Lineage: Eukaryota; Bacillariophyta; Bacillariophyceae; Surirellales; Neidiaceae. The transcript has a single exon. The coding region runs from base 1 to 783 and encodes 260 amino acids. The record is from RefSeq and is a predicted model, not a curated record.